AUGGCGACAGCAACGCCCACGAAGCUGCGCUCUCUGUACCGGUCGCUCCUGCGGGAGCUUCCUCCGCGGCCCAUCCUCGCCACACCGCGCUCGCCGCUCCACGAACGCCUGCGCGAGCACUUCGACCGGUCUGCGCCGAUAGCCACCGACAGCGCAACAGCAGCAGCCCAAGCCGAGCAGUAUCUGGCAUACGUGCGCGCACAGAGGACAUAUGUCACACUGGUCGAACGCUACAACCCCGGCAUGGGGAUGGACGAGGAGGAGCGUGUGCGCCUGACGGCGAGGAGGGUGGGCAUGGAUUUGCCUGUCGAGUUCGAGAACGAAGGCAAAAAAUGA
Messenger RNA from Phaeoacremonium minimum UCRPA7, 336 nucleotides. Its product is annotated as putative ras guanyl-nucleotide exchange factor protein. Gene Ontology annotation, biological process: mitochondrial proton-transporting ATP synthase complex assembly. The record is from RefSeq and is a predicted model, not a curated record. The transcript has a single exon. Lineage: Eukaryota; Fungi; Ascomycota; Sordariomycetes; Togniniales; Togniniaceae. The coding region runs from base 1 to 336 and encodes 111 amino acids. Gene Ontology annotation, cellular component: mitochondrial matrix.